UGCAUACACGUCACACGGCUUUGCCAGUUGAUCGUUCUCAUUACAACCAUGUCGCUUUGAAAUCAGUCCGUUAAGAUUUUUGAAAAAUGGCAUCGUUCUCUCCGAUAAGCUUUUAUGCGAAAGGUUGGACAUCUACGGGCUAUAAGAAAGCCUCUGAUUGUCUAAACUUCAUGCAAAAUGGUUGUCAACUCAUUAAGGUUCGGUCGUCAUCACGUAUGUAUCAUCGUAUCUUCUCUCUGUCAGAGGAUUUCGAAGAACUGCGAUGGCAUCCAACAUCCAAGAAACCAGAUAAAGCAAAGAUUAGAAUAGACGACCUCAAAGAAGUACGGCAUGGCAAAAAUACGGAAACAUUUCGAACCCCAGACAUCAGCCAAGAAUUCCCCGAUGAUCGUGCCUUUUCAAUUAUCUACAGCAAUGAAUAUUUGACCCUUGACCUGAUAGCCUCUUCAGCUGAUGAAGCAAACAUUUGGAUAACAGGGCUUAUGUAUCUGAUGAGUGGAUGUCAUCGAACUCCGAACGAAAAUGACGAGCAGCAAGACAUGCGAGAUCGGUGGCUGCAAACAGUCUUUGAUGACGCAGCUGGAGAGCCUUUGGGUCAACUUGACGAAAUCGAGGUUAUGAAGCUCAUCAAGAAACUCAAUAACGGCGUCGGGUCAAUGAGGGUCAAACAGAAAUUCAAGGAGAUAAUUUCGGAUAAGAGUAAGAGUGAUUCCUUGAGGCCAACUGUAACAAGUAGUGAAUUUGUGGAGCUGUUUAAAGAAACAACUACUAGACCUGAAAUCUAUUUUCUUUUGGUUCGGUAUGCCAGUAAUGAUUACAUGACAGCAGAUGAUUUAUUAUUAUUUUUGGAAACAGAACAAGGGAUGACUGGUUUGUCAAGAGAAACAUGCUUGGCUUUGAUUCAAGAAUAUGAGUUGACAGACGAGGGAAAGAGAAAUGGAUACCUAGGAAUUGACGGUUUUACACGAUAUUUGAUUUCGGAGCAAUGUGAAAUAAUGGACCAUAAUCACAAGAGUGUUUGUCAGGACAUGACACAACCGUUGUCACAUUACUUCAUCGCUGCUUCACAUAACACGUACGUGUCAUCUCAAAGUUAUCUCACUGAAGACCAACUUAAGGGUCCUUCCAGUAUAGAAGCCUAUGCUAGAGUCUUGAAGAAAGGAUGUAGAUGGGUAGAAUUGGAUUGUUGGGACGGUGCGAAUGGGGAACCCAUCAUCUACCAUGGACACACCUUAACGUCAAAGAUUUCUUUCAAAUCAGUAAUUGAAUCAAUCAACCAGCAUGCGUUUGAAACCUCAGAGUAUCCCUUGAUAUUAUCGAUAGAAAACCAUUGUAGUGUUGAUCAACAGACUGUUAUGGUUCAACAUAUGAAGAAUAUUUUACAAGAUAAAUUGUACACAUCAUCACCAGAUGAAGACUCUUUAUACUUGUUGUCACCUGAGGAACUCAAGGGCAAAAUACUCAUCAAGGGCAAAAAAUUAGGUCAAAAUGUUAUGCAAGAUGAAGGUGAAGUUACAGAUGAAGACGAGGGCGCUGAUAGUGGCAGGAAACACAUUAAGAAGGAUGGGCACAAAAAGCAAGUGCUGAUCAAGGAGUUGUCAGAUUUAGUGUGUUUAUGCAAAUCAGUAAGAUUCCAGGACUUUCAAGAAUCACUAAAGAACCAAAAGUUUUAUGAAAUCUGCUCGUUAACAGAAGGGGUGGCAUCAAAGUUUGCAAACAUGUGUGCUGAAGAUUUUGUGAAUCACAAUAAACGGCUUUUAACUCGAGUGUAUCCCAAUGCACAUCGUGUGGACUCAAGUAACCUGAACCCCCAGGAUAUGUGGAAUUGUGGGUGUCAAAUCGUUGCAAUGAACUACCAAACACCAGGCCUCAUGAUGGACCUGUAUGAAGGAAAGUUUAAACAGAAUGGACAAUGUGGUUAUGUUCUUAAGCCUUCCAUCAUGAGAGAAGAAAUUUCUUACUUCAGUGCCAAUUCACGAGACAUCAUUCCAGGCGUAUCGCCCCAAAUUCUUCAUAUCAAGCUAAUCAGUGGACGACAGUUUCCAAAACCUAAGAAAGCGACCUCUAAGGGUGAUGCAAUCGAUCCAUAUGUAUUCAUGGAAAUAUUUGGAAUUCCAUCAGAUUGUGCAGAAGAUCGUACAAAGACGGUCCCGCAUAAUGGCUACAACCCCAUCUUUGAUGAGAGUUUUGAAUUCACUGUCACACUACCUGAGAUGGCACUUGUGCGGUUUGUGGUCCUUGAUGAUGACUACAUUGGAGAUGAGUUCAUAGGUCAAUAUACCAUUCCAUUUGAAUGUUUGCAACCAGGCUACAGACAUUUAACAUUGUAUUCCAACACUGGUGAAAGUUUAGCUCCUGCAUCCUUGUUUGUUCAUAUUGCAGUAACAAAUAAGCGAGGGGGCGGGAAAGCUCACAAGCGAGGGUUAUCAGUCAAAAAAUCCAAACGCAACAGUCAUUUUGCCAGGAUACGUACAGUUGGAGUUAAAAAUGUUGAUGAACAUUUUAAGAGUGCCGUCCCAAUUCUUGAAGAUGCAAAUAACUUACGUGAGAAUGUCCAGAAUGCGAUGAUUAAAUUCAAAGAAGCGUGUGGCUUGGCAUCAAUUGCAAAUCUAAAGCAAUGUAUACGUCUAAUUGGGUCAAAGUUGGACAACACCUAUGAUGCUGUGUCACUGCACUUGGUGGUUCGGGAAGAUCUUCCAUAUUUUGAAUUAGAAGGAAAUAGUUCGGAAAUGCUUAGGAAGAGGCUAAGUGCUUUUGAAGUUAUGAUUUCCGAGUGUAAAAUCUUGAUGGAUAAAGCUGAGGCUCUCGUUGCCAAGUUGGAUAAACUGCAGCAGACAGGACUUGAUUUCCAUGAUAAAAUGAAUGACUUGUUAACCAAAGAGGGGACUAAAGGCAAAAAAUUGAGCAAGUCAAUGGAAAGUUUUGCCUGGAAUAUUCGCAUUCUAAAAGGUCAAGCUGAUACACUUUCACGUUCCAAGAAGGAAUGCCAGGAUUGGAUGAAACAGAUAAUUGAUGCAUCAUCGUCUUUGGGUAUUUUGAAGGAUGCAGCAGUUUCAUGAUAAUUUAAAAUCAGUCAACUGGAACCAAAUUUCUCACACAGAACCAAUCAGAUCUUGAUGGCACAUACGAGAGGACUGCGCUGUCCUGAGAUAGAUGACUCGUACUCUGAUUAUUGCUUUUAUUUUGGUGCAAAGUAUAUUUAACUUGGGCAACUCAUGUAUUCUACCGAAAGAUCCACUGAUAAGUCGUAGGUGUAACUCCAAAAAAUGAAAAUCGUAGGGCCGUAAUUGAGUCUGUGUUUCGUGGAAGCCUGUAUUCUAUCUGCCUAAUGUUUGGAUGUUGUUGGUUGUUUUACGCCUUUGCGACAGUUUAUAUAUUAAAGUCAUCCGGAAACCGAAAAUUAAAUGACGUUAUCGGUGUCAGUCCAUUUUCUGAGUGUGUUAAUAAAUCUUGAUGGUUGAUUGGUCAUGUUCUCAGAUUGGAAGAAAGUCUCUUGCAUACCGUGCUUGGUCAUUUCGCUGUUAAUGCAUGCUGCCCUCCAUGUAGACACAGUCAUAAAACUAAUUUUUUUGGAGUAGUGUGCAAAGUUUUUCAAAAACGUGGCCUAAAACCAAUAUCGAGGAAUACUGCGAACUAGCUGUGAGUUAAUAUAUGUGGAAGUUUCUCGGAAAAAAAAACUAAUGAAACGGAUCAGAAGUAUAAUUAUAAUAUAUAAUUUCUCAAAUAUUACACUGCAUUUCUUAUAUUAAUUACGAAAGCUUCAUUUUAUUCCGGUUCAUUUGUUAAUAUUUCACAUUUUUAUUAUAAAGUGAGUGUACCAGUAUGAACAUUAUAUUCAAUUUUUCAGAAAAUAUUUACAAGAAGAAUGGCAUGGGCAUAAUGUCAACGAGAUUCACUCUAUUGACCUAGUUUCCAUAAAAUUGUUACCGUCACUGCAGCAAUCGCUACACUAUGUAUCUGUCACUGACACAAUCUGGAAGUUGAGACUAUUCUAGUUGUCCUUUACAAGUCUGCAAAUUUGAACCAGUUUUAACUUUCUUGAUAGUCUUGAACGAAUUGUAACCAUGACCAAAAUUUCAUUAGCUCCUCGUUGACGAUGAUCACACUAGAUCAGUUUAAUUAUUUGUAAUAUUGGUACUAAAAAUGAUUAAAACUGUUUCAUUAGGGUUUUUAUUUAAAGCAAAUUAUAAAUUUUGAAAUUUUUAUCCAAAUUGACUUGUAAAAUCUUUAAAUACUUAUAUAUUAUCGAUUUGAACAAUCAUUAAAAAUAAUUUGAACAAUUUUGGCAAGAGAACAUAAUGGGUUGAUAGUCUCAGAAUAUAUUUAGAACGCCUUGUACACAACAUUUUUUCCCAUUCAGUAAAACUUAUUUCAUUUUAUUAAAUGAUCUAGGAAAAUGCAUCUAGGUAAAUGUGCAGUAUACUUUUGUAAUAUAUAUUUUGGAAUACUGUACUGUAUAGAGGAACAAAUUAAUAUAUCGAGAAUGGGCCAAAAUUGUAAAUUUUCCAGAUUUUACAUAUUUUAGAAAUGUUUAUAAAAGUGAAGGUUUCUCUUUUAAAAUA
Anneissia japonica is the source of this 4562-nucleotide messenger RNA. Its product is annotated as inactive phospholipase C-like protein 2. Gene Ontology annotation, molecular function: phosphatidylinositol-4,5-bisphosphate phospholipase C activity. The transcript is spliced from 27 exons. The record is from RefSeq and is a predicted model, not a curated record. NCBI's taxonomy places the organism in Eukaryota, Metazoa, Echinodermata, Crinoidea, Comatulida, Comatulidae. Bases 87 to 3059 code for a protein of 990 amino acids. Gene Ontology annotation, biological process: intracellular signal transduction; lipid metabolic process.